Eleginops maclovinus (Patagonian blennie) is the source of this 2181-nucleotide messenger RNA. RefSeq lists its product as uncharacterized. The transcript is spliced from 8 exons. The record is from RefSeq and is a predicted model, not a curated record. Gene Ontology annotation, molecular function: zinc ion binding; S-adenosylmethionine-homocysteine S-methyltransferase activity. Bases 141 to 1118 code for a protein of 325 amino acids. Gene Ontology annotation, biological process: S-methylmethionine cycle. NCBI's taxonomy places the organism in Eukaryota, Metazoa, Chordata, Actinopteri, Perciformes, Eleginopidae.
UUACCCGGAAAGAAAAUAACAGGCGCGUCGAGUAUUCUCCCACAUGACUGUGUUUUAUGAAGUAGACAUUGGAUUCAAAUACAAACAUAAAAAAGAAGAAGUCUCGGUUAUAACUUCAGGGACUCUUAAAGUAAGUUUUAAUGGAUUCCUCUGCUAGUCUCAGACAUUACUUGAAUGAUAAUAGCGGACCUUUAAUCCUGGAUGGGGGACUGGCAACUGAACUGGAGGCGCAGGGAAUCAAAUUACAGGGAGAUCCUCUGUGGAGCUCCAGGCUUCUGCACACAGACCCCCAGGCCAUUAAAGAUGCUCACUACAGGUUUCUGCUCAGUGGGGCUGAUGUUAUCACCACAGCGACGUACCAGGCGAGUGUUUCUGGAUUUAUAAAUCACCUGGACGUGAGCUGUGAACGAGCCAGAGAGCUGCUGAUGUCCGGAGUUCACCUCGCAAAAGAGACGGUGGAGAGAUUUGUUUCUGAGACUCUUCCAACAGGGCGGAGGCGUCCGCUGGUGGCCGGUUCUGUUGGACCGUACGGGGCGUUUCUGCUGGACGGCUCCGAGUACACCGGGGCUUACGCAGAGAAGAUGAGUGUGGAGGAUUUUAAAGUUUGGCAUCGGCCGCAGAUCGAGGGUCUGGCAGCAGCGGGGGCCGACUUUAUGGCUUUUGAGACAAUCCCGAGUCUGAAGGAGGCGCAGGCUCUGGUGGAUCUGCUCAGAGAGUUCCCCGACGUUAAAGCCUGGCUCUCCUUCUCCUGUAAGGACGGGCGGUGUAUCUCAGACGGCAGCUUGUUCUCGGAGGCGGUGCAGACUGUGAUCAGAUCCCAGCAGCUGGUGGCGGUCGGGGUGAACUGCUGCCCCCCCGCCCUGCUGCAGCCACUGCUGGACUCUGCAGCGGCUCUGAGGACGGACACCAGCUGGGUGGUUUACCCCAACAGUGGAGAGGAGUGGAACUCUGAGCACGGGUGGAAAACGUCACAGACAGCUUCAGAAUUGAUACCUAAACUGAGUCACACCUGGAUGAAGCAAGGAGCUGCUUUGAUCGGCGGUUGCUGCCGUAUCGGUCCCGCUGAGAUCGCAGAGUUACGUCGGGAGUUGAAGGGAAGCAUCUCGACUGCAGAGUGACUGAACACAAGGAAGCUGAACAAAACCUAGAUUGAUCUAUUCAAUUAUAAUUCAGAUCACAGAGCAGAGGCCUUUUUGAUUUUCCAGGCUGUUCCUUCAGGGAGAAUACAAUUAAUGUUCUUAUGUUCCCAAUCCUGAAUCUUUCAUUUGAAACUAUUCUACCAGAUUACUUGGUUUAAAAUAAAAGUUAUACAUAUUUAAAUUUAAACAAUCAUCAUUCUGUAGGUUCUGUAAUAUUUUCUAUUAUCUUAUUUGUUGAAGAUUCUGGAUGAAAACUGUCCCCAAAUAAUAAAUACAGUGAUCCUGUCUAUAUUCAAUGCUCAAUUAAGAACUAAUCUACAGAAGAAGUCCUUUGAAAAGCCUUGGAGAGAGACGGGUAAUCCUCAGAAACAAAACUCUAUGAAGGAUAUCCAAGAUUAAAGUCAUACAUUUAAGAGCAAGCAUCCCAGUUAUUCUCUGUGAUUAAAGUGGUAAAAUAACCGGGAAAAGAAUAACAAGAAAACUAGAAUAUUCUCUGAUAUUAUUGAAUCAAACAUUUGGAUAAACGUAAUAUUUUCUGAGCUCAAAUUCACAAGAAAAUUGUGUAAAAACUUCAUAGAAUUUACGAGAAAUGUUGACUUUAUAGUGAGAGAAUAUUCCAUUUUUUCACACAAAUGUACCAUUUACAUAUCUGAGAGAUAAUACCCAACUUGUUUUGUCAUCAAUGAACAACUUUUCAAAUUGACAUUUUACCCCUCUCCUAAAUCUACAAUUGAAUCAUUACUUUUUGCUCCAAUUAACCUAAUCCGAAUCUAAGUUUUAUAAAUAAUAGAAGCACCUUUCUUUGGAAAAACCCAGUAAAGUUUCCAUAUAUUUUAUUGACUGAAGGAAACCAACACAUUUAGUUGUAUUUUGUUAUUUAAUUGAAUGUAAUUGUCUUUUUUUCUGGGGCUUAUAUUGUCAUGUUAUGUGUAUUUUUUACCUGAAUUAAAUAAACAAAAAUAAACGAAGAGGAUUUUUCCACAAAUGUAUAAAAAUCUUAAUUUAUUGGAAAAGCAAUAAUAAAUAAAGCAGUACAUUUAAA